Messenger RNA from Sinocyclocheilus anshuiensis, 891 nucleotides. Its product is annotated as tripartite motif-containing protein 29-like. The record is from RefSeq and is a predicted model, not a curated record. Bases 1 to 891 code for a protein of 296 amino acids. Gene Ontology annotation, molecular function: zinc ion binding. The transcript is spliced from 4 exons. Lineage: Eukaryota; Metazoa; Chordata; Actinopteri; Cypriniformes; Cyprinidae.
AUGCUUCACAUUUCACUUCCGAGUGAUGAUCUGCCUGUUGAGGAGCGUCUUACCGGACUUUUUCUCCUAAUUAAUGAUGAGAAGGAGUUUAAAGGAGGGGAGGAUUGUGCUGUCAAGAGAGUCUACAGCUGCCCUCAGUGCAGACAGACCUUCAGUCCAAGACCUGCUUUAGCUAGAAACACCAUGCUGGCUGAAGUGGUGGAGAAACUGAAGACCGAACUAAAAGCUGCUGUUCCUGCUCCACCUGGAGACGUGGAGUGUGACAUCUGUACUGGGAGAAAACACAAAGCCGUCAAGUCCUGUCUGGUGUGUCUGGAGUCUUACUGUCAAACUCACUUUGAGCUUCAUCAGAAGUUUCGCUCAGGAAAGAGACACAAAGUGACUGAUGCCACUGGACGACUGCAGCAGAUGAUCUGCCAUCAACAUGAGAAGCUUCUGGAGGUUUUCUGUCGUACUGACCAGCAAUGUGUUCGUGUACUUUGUAUGACAGAUGAACAUAAAAACCAUGAGACUGUAUCAACUGCAGCAGAGAGGACAGAGAAAGAGAAACACUUGAAGGAGACACAGGGAAAACUCCAGCAGAGAAUCCAGCAGAGACAGAAAGAUCUCGAGCAGCUGAGACAGGCUGUGGAGUCUCAUAAGCGCUCUGCACAGACAGCAGUGGAGGACAGUGAGAGGAUCUUUACUGAGCUCAUCCGCUCCAUUGAGAGAAGCCGCUCUGAGGUGACGCAGCGGAUCAGAGAUCAGGAAAAGACUGCAGUGAGUCGAGCUGAAGGACAAAUGGAGCGACUGGAGCAAGAGAUUGAAGAUCUGAGGAAGAGAAACUCUGUGCUGGAGCAGCUCUCACUCACAGACGAUCACAUACAUUUCCUGCAGGUAAAGGAGUUCUAG